CGCACACACAAGACAGAGAGCGAGAGAGAGAGAGAGAGAGAGAGACAUAAGGAAGUGGAGUUACGUUGACUGAGUCUCGACGUCUUGGGGCCUGAUCUCUGCGCAACAGAACCACAGGAAAAUGUUGCGCACUCUGGACAAGAGGCGCUGACAAUGUGCGCUGAUUUCCCCGCAGGAUCCUCAGAGUUGUAGAGUUUUACUGUGGGACAGCAUGUCCACACUCACGAUCACAGAGUGUCUGCUCCUUCUAUUCUUCACAGGCAUCGUCACCACUGUGUCAGGGCUCCAAAAGCUGACCAUCACCCCUGACCGAGGCACCACCUUCAACAUCACCAGUACCCAGGUCAAAGGUUGUAAGGUGUGCACGGGGGCAGGACGGUCCAGAAGAUGUGAUGCAUCUCUGCUGUUAAAAGACAACACUCCUGUGUCAGUGGAGUUUGAGUGCACCAGACCUCAAGAUGCGUUAAGGGUCGAAAUUAGCCGCAGUAUAGAAUGUACUACAAAGACGUGCACUGGCCACAUCAUCCAGGCCGACUACGGAUCACUUCCACUAUUGGAUUUCAACCGCAAGUUCACUUGGAACCUGAAGGCAGCGUCGCCAAAAGCAUUAAAAAUAGACUUCGGCGGCACAGGUCUGAUACAGAUUAAUCCGUCCGAGAGCUGUCCGGACAGACACAGCUACUCCCUCCAGGCCCUCCAGACUACAGGGAGCGUGGCCGUAGGGAAAUACUGCAGAGCGGGCGUUAUCAGCAGCGCUCAGAUACUGAAUCUGGGAAGCUUUUCUCUGGAGGUCCCAGGAGGGCAGAAGCUGCAAAAUGUCCAGUUUGAUGUGUCUGUCGGGGAGGAAAUCAAAUCCCUCUCCAAAAUUUCUCUGAAGUUACCAAAGGGGACCUCAUCCUCCGUGCUGCUCUCUCCAAACUACCCGGACAGCUUUCCUGACGACGAUGUGAUGGAGUGGUACUUUCACGUCCCGGAUCAACACAAGACGGCCAUUAGGUUCUUUAACCUCACACAGCCCAGUUGUCUGAAGAAGGAGACGGCGGUGGAGUACCACAACAAAGGGAGAGGGGCGCAGGUGCAGAGUCUGAACGAUCCCCAUGUGGAAGAGACAGGGGGGGACUUCUCCAUGACACUGAGGAACUGUGAGAUGGACAGAAGACGAGCUGGUUCUCCUGGACUCAGCCUAAAAGUCCAGGUGUCCACUUCAAGUGCAAGAUCAUCAGUUUUGUGCAAAGUGGACCUGAGCAAAGCAGAGGGCCUCUUUCUUUACAUUGAGAAGCUGAGACCGACUUCUGCCUGUGAGAUGAAAAUCAACUCCGUGACCAAUGACAAGAUCACGGUCAAGUCAAACAGUGAGCUGUCGUUCCAGGACUGCGCUCCUGAGGACGUACAGGUCACCGCCAUGAAAGUUAUAGGGUGUCGUCAACUCCGAGACUGUCCAACGACUGCAGUGCGCCUCUCGUUGCCUUCGCUGCCAAACUGCCUCCCCGCCCCUGUGAGCAGCGUGACCUGGCAUCUCCGUCCCCCCACUAACGGCACCGUGGAGCUGACCUCCCCUGCCGGCCCCCUCAGACAGUCCCUGCCUGGGCACCCGUGCAACGACAGCCUCAUCAUCAAAGUGGCCGAAGACGACGGCACCAAUAUCGGACACUUCUGUCCUCAGGGAUCCAUACAGAAGAUCCAGAUCCACACCAACAUGUCUGUCACUGCGUCCAGCAUGGGGAGGCAGGCACUGAAGACAUGUUACAGGAACGUGCUGGACGCCUCUUUUAAAAAGGAGAUAGCAGAAAGAUACAUCUUCACUGUAUCUUUGAAGAGAAACACCACCGUCCUCUUGGCCACUCCAGGUUGGCCGAUGGGAAUGAAGUCUUACGCCACUGUCUCCUGGAUCGUCUCCGUGCCACCGAAGAUGGAGGCGCACCUGAUGUUUGCUAACCUCAGCCAGCCCAAGUGCAGCAACCACCACACGAACAUCAAGGUGCAAAUGUCCGGCUGUCGUGAGGAGGUGUACAGCCGCAGGGAAGACGAGGAGGCUGAGCAAGAGAUCGUCGUCUCUGAGAACUUCUAUCUCAACAUGUCCAACUGCCAGCCUGAGAGAAAUGGCUUCAGCGUCAUCACCAAGAUCACACUGCAGGAGUCCAAGAACCUUCUGCUGACCAUCAUCCUGAGUGUGGUGGCUGCUCUCUUGGUCAUUUUCAUCAUUGUGCUGGUAGUCGUUUGUGUGGUGAUUAGGAAGAAGAAGAAGCUGCUGAAUCAUCAGGUUUCCAUCUACAAUCCUAAUGGCACCGUCUUCCUGCCCGGACACAACAACUUCCCCAAAUCGCGUGAAGACAACGAGUCCCAUGUGUACGCCUCCAUUGAGGAAACUCUGGUCUACACACACCUGCUGAGAAAGGGAAUGGAGAUCGGUGUCUACGGAGAGACCGACACGUACCGGCCCUCUGCCGGACACACAGACUCUCAAAAGCCGCUGGUCUCCAAUACCCCCAGUGCCGAUGGCACGGAAACCGGGGUUUAUCAGCCAUUCUUGUACCCAUCUAACCAUGGUCCUCCACUUCCCAACAGACCUCCGAGCCAACAGCUGGUGGACAAUGAGAUUUACCGGAGUGCGGACUUGAGAGAGGGGGAGCGCUCUCCGAGUCUGGGGCCAAGGCUGGAGCCGGAGGGAGAAAGCUGAGGAGGAGAUUGGAUUCUGCUUUUCGUUUUCAUUCUUGAACAUUUGACAUAUUCAUUCCCUGGCACCUGUGUGAUUACCUGCAGUUCAGCCCUGAAAGGAGCUCUGUUUUCUAAGCGUAGUUUUGCACCACAGCCAGGCACACCAAAUAACGCUGUUCAAACCGGCAGGCCGCUGUUACCUUUUAUUUUCAAUGAAGACACAUUUGUUUAGAAAGUAUCAAUCACCACCUUUUCCCCACUGUAAAAUGCUGUUUUCCUUUGAGGAGAUGAAUGUUAUCAUUUUUAGAUAUUGUACAUAUGUCGUUUUGUAAAUAUUAUGGAUGUUUGUACAGGGCUGCUCCUGUGUGCUGUUCACAUGCUUAGUUUUUAAAUUUUUAUCUGAAUAUCGAGGAGGACUCCACUGCUGCUGCUGCAAUAAAUUGCACUUUAUAGCAUCAUCUGAAGCUGACGGCCUGAUGAUGGCCUGUGUUGCAGGUGAUUGCAACAGCAGUGAAUGUGCACGGAGUCCUCUCUGUGUGUUUUUUAUCACAGCUACUCCGCCUGCUGCCGAGGCUUCUAGUAAUCACUACACUGUGCUAUGCUAUUACAGUUUAGGAUUUUAGAGUUGUGUUCACAGGAUUUAGUAAAAAAUGUUGCUUUUUUGUUUGACUACUCUCAAGGAAAUGUCAAGACUGAAGACAUGAUCCUUUUUCUUUUAGUUUUCUUCCUGUGCAUCAUGGUGACUGAGAAUCAGUAGAAUUUAAUUUUUCUGUGUCAAGGACCAUGGGCCCAUUCUGCUGGACUGCAGCGGCAUGGAAUAAAAAGCCUUGUACACUCAAGUGCUUCGUCAGUGUGUGUUUUGGCCGACCAAACUUUCCUAUUCAUUACAGGUA
Messenger RNA from Paralichthys olivaceus (Japanese flounder), 3548 nucleotides. Its product is annotated as CUB domain-containing protein 1-like. The record is from RefSeq and is a predicted model, not a curated record. Lineage: Eukaryota; Metazoa; Chordata; Actinopteri; Pleuronectiformes; Paralichthyidae.